This is a messenger RNA of Olea europaea var. sylvestris, 863 nucleotides long. RefSeq lists its product as uncharacterized. The transcript is spliced from 2 exons. Bases 113 to 601 code for a protein of 162 amino acids. The record is from RefSeq and is a predicted model, not a curated record. Lineage: Eukaryota; Viridiplantae; Streptophyta; Magnoliopsida; Lamiales; Oleaceae.
GAGGGUCCCUUGUGAUAUUUAUUAUUGAGAGAGAAAAUUCAAUUUUUUUGGAGAGAGGGUAUCCCAAUUCCCACCUUAUGUUAGCAUUUUUUCUGCCCAGUUCCAUACUUCCAUGGCAUGUUUAGAUAUGUACAACCAAAAUUCUGAACACAAAGGCCUUGGCGGGGCUCCUCCAAUGAGCCCCAGAAUUUCCUUCUCAAAUGACUUUGUUGAAUCCAGCAGUAGCCGUAGCCAUUCUCAGCAGCAGAUUAGUGCACCUGUGUCCUCAGAUUUUGAGUUUUCUGUGUCAAAUUAUUCAAUGAUGAGUGCUGAUGAGCUUUUCUUUAAGGGCAGGCUCUUGCCAUUUAAGGAAAGUUCAAGCCAGAAGAUUACUACUCUGAGAGAUGAAUUGCAAAAUGGAGAAGAUGAAGAAGGUGUGGGUUUUUCAUCGAGGCCUCCCAAGAAUUUUACCAGAUGGAAAAAAGGCUUUUUAGGACUAAGAAAAACAAACACUGGGUCCAAGAAAUCUGCAGAUAAGAGUGAAGGAUAUGUAGAAAAAAGGACUGGCUUUCAUCAUGAGGAUACUCAAUGCAGCAAAAGUUCACAGGAUUCUGUUGAAUGAUGAUGGGAGCUAGGGAGGGACGAGUAGCAGGAACUUGAGUUUGACUGUAUUGUAUUGUAUUUGGUCUGUAGAAGUAUCAGACUAUUUUUGGGUACCUAGGAAAAUUGGGCUGACUUCUGUUUUAGAUGAGGUUUGGGUGAAGAAUUAUGUGAAAUAACCUAUUUGUAUUAGUUAAGUUGGCAUGGAUUUAACUUUUGGUUCCUAUUUUAUCUGUUAUUUGAUAAAUUAGUUUUUUUUUUUGUUUCAAUCAUGUAGAAGUGGU